AUGAGUUCCAAACAUCGUGAUCCGUGCAAUGGAUCCGCAUUGCAUUCCUCCACUCCCCGUUCACACACCCGCACGAAAGCUCAAAGUUCAUCGCAGGAAAAUCCAAACACACCACGCCGCACGAGUGGAUCUCAACCGGGUCUCAUCGUCGCACGCGAACUCUACAAAGUGCUCGAGCAGGAGCGGCGGGAAGGCACCACACCGCGCAGACGCUCCUCCUCACGCAGUGCUGGACAGGCGUCCAGGCCGAACUUUCUCUUUUGUUAUUUGUGUGGACAGCAGUUCAGCUCGGCGAGUCUGCCCAUUCACCAGCCGCAGUGUUAUGUGAAGAAGCUCAUAGAGUGGGAGCGCAUGGAUCCCGCAAAGCGUGGACCAAAGCCGUUGGAUCCCAGUGAACAUGAGGAGCAAAUGAAGAAACUAGCCACACUUGGGAGUGGAAAGAUCAGUAAAGAAGGUAAAAUGAAGGGAAAAGAUCUCGAUCGCUUUAAUGAAAUGCAAAUUGAACACUUUAAUAAUAAUAUGUUAUUAAAGUGUGAUAACUGCGGUCGCACAUUUCUUCCAGAUCGUUUGGAAGUACACCAACGCAGUUGUAAGCCGGGAUCUGCAGGGGCUUCUAAACCAGUUCCGCGUGGAUCAGCGGGUAAAGCGGAAAAGAAGGUCUCAACAGCAACAACAGCAGCAGCAGCAGCAACAACAGGAACGACAAUAACAGCAUCUGCAGAGGAGGUAGGGAAAAAGGGAAAGAUUAUAUCCAGUGAAAGGAGUACAAAAGAAAAAGAUCCAGAACCAAAAGAUACAAAGGAAAAAGAACCAGAACCGGCAGUUCGCGUGGAGAGAGUUGUACGAAAUACUGGAAUAAGUACUGGUUCAGUAUCAAAGGAACGCAGUACUUCAUCUUCUUUACAAAAAUUAAGUUCAAAGCAUGAUAGUUCGGAGAGCAUGCCAUCGUGUAAGGAUCCCUUGGCAUCAACGAAACCUGCUGGAGAGGAUGAGCUCUCUGAAGCUAUAGUUGCAAUCACUUCCAAUCCUGUUUAUAAGAAUGAAAAAGGUAAUGGUACCAAAGUUAAUACUACUAAUAAUAUUGCUGAUCCUAAUGACCAUGGUGUUGCUUCUACUGGUGAAAUGAAGUCUUCUGGUAUUCACUUUCAGGUAAAUGCGAGUAGUAGAGAGGGUAGCACAAGGGUUGAAGUAAAUCCUGAGAAGCGAUGUGCAAGCGCCUCUGUCAAUUCUACACAUACCGACUCUUUGCAAGCUUCUCGAUUGAGCGGAGACUCGGCAGAUAAAGGGAUGGGAAAAGGUCUUGCAAGUUUUCGGCGACUUGAGGAAUCAGCAAAUUCUCUGGAUAUUGUGGAUAUACAUUUGCAAGGUUCAGAAACAUUCGAUGGAGAAGGAGUGUCCCCUAGACGUUCUGUAAAAAUUCCACUAAAUAAUGUAUCUCGCUUUAAAAAUGUGCCAUCUCGUAUUAAAAUAGAUAGGCAAAAACAUGAAGAAUUACCAAGGUGUCGUUAUUGCAAUCGUACAUUUAACGCUGAACGUCUCAGCAAACACGAGGAAGUAUGUUUGGAUCGUAAUAAACCACAACGAAAAGCUUCUACAUCUACUGGAACUACCAAUACCACUACCACUACUACGACUACUACUACUACUACUAAUAAUAAUAAUAAUACUAAUACAAAUGCUACUAAUACUAAUACCAAUGCUGCUGGCACUUCAGCGUUGGAUUCAGGUUCAACGAGGGGAAGUGGUAAGUUGAUACCUCCUGCGCCGCGUAAAGAAUCUAUUAGCAAGAGACAACAACCUGUAACAGCAACGACAACAGGUACGGGAAAUGGUACAAAUACGGCAGAUACAGUAUCUAAUUUAGUUGCUGUGGAAGCCACACCUGAUAAGAGUACCAGAAGUUCUUUAAAAAGGGCAGGCAGCUGCGGCGAGAGUAAUGGAGGUUCCACUGAUAGAAUCCCAAAACAACGUUUUUGUAUUGAAUGUGGGGCCAAGCUGUUGCAGCCUGAGAUCCAGCGUUUCUGCGCAGAGUGCGGGGCAAAGUUAUUGCAGUACAAUUAG
This is a messenger RNA of Trypanosoma theileri, 2061 nucleotides long. RefSeq lists its product as uncharacterized. The transcript has a single exon. Bases 1 to 2061 code for a protein of 686 amino acids. The record is from RefSeq and is a predicted model, not a curated record. Lineage: Eukaryota; Euglenozoa; Kinetoplastea; Trypanosomatida; Trypanosomatidae.